AUGGCGUGCAUUCCCCCCCCCCCUCCCCUCCCCACGGACCUAAAAUGCAACAGCCGCCCCAUCAUUGAAACACGCACGAUUUGUUGGAGGGCCGCCCGGGCCACCCUUGAUACAGUAUUUCGCAUAUUAAAAAAAACUGCCAAACCUCGUCUCCCCAACAAUUAUUUCCCUUCCGAAUUCUUCAAGCCCUCAAACACCCACCUCCUUCCAUCCCGUCCCACCACGCUCCCCCCCUGCACCCCUCUCCUCGCCACCCUCAAACCCAAACCCCAACCCCGCCUCUGCAACCUCGCCACGAUCCCCAUGGACGCUUCCUACCCGUCCUUCCAUUACACUCCCUUCCGCCAUCCCAAGCCACGCCCCCUUCCGCACGCCUCUCCCACAACGCCUUCGCAUCCCCUCGCGCAGGGCCUCUCUCCCUCCUGCACAGUCUUUCCGGAAACCGCCACUCCCCCGCCUGUGCCCCAGUUGCUCUACCAACCCACGCACAGGCCGCGGACAGUCUCGCCUCCGGCCGCCGCCAGACAUGACUAUUUUCGCUGGCAGAUGCAACCCAGGACCGCCGAUGUGUCGGGCCCCCACCCCGUGGCCGCUUUGCGCGAUGACUUUGAACCGCGCCAUGAUGCCGCGCUGGGCGCCUGGUAUCCCUUUGCGCACGGGCUCCACAGCCACACCGGUUUGACUGUUUUCAGGGACCAGGCAAGCAUUUCCGCCCGCGCGAGGAGGCAGGCAUGGGUUGACGCCAACGUCGUGGAGGGCAGACAGAAUUCCCCGCCGGAGACGUGCGACCAAGCUUCCCGCCCAUACCCCGAGGAGGUAGCUUUUGUGGAUGUCAUGGGCGACCUGGAGGUAGAACUGGCGGAGGGGGAGGGGGAGGAUUACGAGGUUUGGCACGAGGCCCAGAGGCAAGUUGAGGAAAGCUAUUAUGCCACCCGCCCGUGGUCAAUUCCAGGUACGGGAAGAAGCGGCCAGCCGUGCAGGGGGCGGACCAAUGGUCCAAAUGGCGGCAUUUGGGGCAAGCCAGCUAGAAGACCGGAUAGGGAUGGUGAAAUAACCGCAGAACAGGCCGCAAAUGGCAUUGAUAUGCAGGGUAUUCCAUGGGAGAACCUUCCGUUUUCCAGAGAGGACUAUCGCGCGACUAGACUCAGGGACAAUACGUCGCCUAACCUGAGGAGGGAUUCCACGGACAUGAACGAAUCGUUGCGCGAUGAGCUCAAGACAAAGCCCACGAAGGGCGCCACGUUCUAUGAGUUCUUUCGGAAUACUAGGCAGGUCAAGUGCUCCAUUGUGCACUUUCAGCUGAGGAAUCUCGCUUGGGCCACUAGUGAGCAUGAUGUGUUUGUUAUGCACGAUGCUGCUGUUGUGCACUGGGACGCAGCAUCGAGGAGAAAACGCCAGGUGCUCGACCUGAGUGGUUCUGGAAAUGCCGUAGCUAACGGCCUGGGAAUGGUUCAGAUUUCUACCAUGAUUGCGAAGGAAGACCUGGUCAUUGCGGGUGGCUUCUAUGGUGAGAUGAUUGCGAAAAACCUGAAGAACGGCACCAUCAUUCACAAUAAGCGCAUCACUUAUGACGAAAACGCCAUCACCAAUGCAAUCGAUAUCUUCGGAAGCACUAUUAUGACGAGCAACAACGAUUGCUGCGUUCGAUGCUUUGAUAUGAGUACGUUUCAGAAAAAGUCGUCCUUCGAGUUUGCCAAAGCGGUUAACCAUGCCACUAGACAACCGAAUGGCAAAAUGGUCGCUGUUGCUGGCGAUCAUCACUCGAUUCAGGUGAUUGACGGCGACAAAGGUGACAGAAUAGCUCUCUUGCGUGGGCACGAGGACUUUUCAUUUGCAACCAGCUGGCAUCCGAAUGGACGCAUGUUUGCCACUGGAUCCCAGGACAAGACUUGUCGCAUCUGGGAUGUCCGAAACAUGUCUCAGUCGUUUUGCGUUCUUGAUGCUGUGGGUGGGGCCGUACGCUCUCUCCGCUUUUCGUCCUGUGGAACCCACCUCAUGAUGGCCGAGCCGCGUGACUUUGUACACAUAUUUGACGUCAAUCGCGGAGAGUUUGAUACGUGCCAGGAAAUUGACCUUUUCGGAGAAAUCGCUGGAAUCGCGUUAACUCCGAGUGCAGAAGGUUUGUAUAUUGCCGUUAGUGAUCGGACCUACUCGAGUUUGAUCGAGUUCAAAAGACGGACGGAUUCGUUCGUGUCCGAAGUUUUAGUGUAGUACCACCAAGAAGAAUGUCAGUCGUACUAGCAUCCUUGCACAAGUUCCAACAUGCAGCUAGACCAUUGAACAGUCCCAUCUUUCUUUCGCUUAUCUAAUAAAGUUGCCAUACGUUGUCUGGA
Chondrus crispus (carragheen) is the source of this 2333-nucleotide messenger RNA. Its product is annotated as WD40 repeat-containing protein. Gene Ontology annotation, molecular function: protein binding. Bases 1 to 2211 code for a protein of 736 amino acids. NCBI's taxonomy places the organism in Eukaryota, Rhodophyta, Florideophyceae, Gigartinales, Gigartinaceae. The record is from RefSeq and is a predicted model, not a curated record. The transcript is spliced from 2 exons.